UUUUAGGAUGAAAAAGAAGAAAAAGAAAACACGUGUGGAAAAUAAGUCGGAAUGGUCGCUAAGGAAACGACAGGGUUUCCGACUUUUGGAUCCGGUUGACUAUCAAUUACCUACCUGCUCUCAUGGACCUUGUUUGUUGUUCGAACGCAAAACCGGGCACACAACAGAAAAAUUUUUUGCCUGUGCCGUUUAUCGAUCUAAAAAACGUUGUUCAUUUCGGUUGAAUAUAAGUUACAAAACUCUUCCAAGUAAUUUGCUCAGUAAUUCCGACAAUUUGAAUGUUGCUACAACAUCGUUCAAUUACGCUACUAUACGAAAAAAAGUGAAUUUAUUGAGAGCAGAAGAUGAGAAAAUUUAUUACUGCAUAACUUGCAAUGAUGUGUUUUCAUUGCCACAUAUUCAUCCGAUGAAAGGACCACUUGGAAUCCCUUCUUUGAGAAGGCCAUCACAGUUGUUUUCCGCGCAUAUGCAAAAUGAUUCUGAAAGCCAAUAUUGGUUCACGGAGGAAUCUUUGGCAGUAAUAGUAAAUGCUAUUGAAAAAUCCGGUUGUGAUGGAGUAUUGUGCAUCGGAACACCAACAGUAUUCGAAUAUUUUCAAAGUGACAAAUUGCUUCGAUGGAAAAUAAAAUCAUUUUUAUUGGACAUCGAUGCUCGAUUUGUGCCAUUUUUGCGAUCCAGUCAUUUUGCAGUAUACAGCAUGCUGACAAAUCACUUUUAUGACCCAGUGAGUAUCCGAAAACUUAUUACAUUCUUUGGAUCUAUCCAUCGUUUAGUGAUAGUUUGCGAUCCUCCUUUCGGUGUUUUCAUCGAAGCUUUGACCAAUUCAAUAAAGAAGCUUCGAGAGCAGUUCUUCACAUCCAGCAUUGGCAGAUUGAAUGAUAACUGGUGCAAGAAUAUCAUCAUCCUUCCAAUUUUCACUGGAAAACGCUUUCUAAACUGCAACGAUUUCCAUAUGUUAGAUUACAGAAUUUGCUAUAGAAAUCAUUCGAAAUAUAAACGACCAGAAAAGUCUAUCGUUCGUAUAUUUACUGAUCUUCCGCUGAAUGAAUUUGACUUCUCAAAACUUCCUGAUUACAGAUUUUGUGAUAAAUGUAAGAAGUUUGUCGUAAAAACCACUCUUCACUGCAAUUUUUGCGAAACUUGUCCUUCCGAAGCCAACACUUGUAAGCACUGUAGUAGAUGUGAUCGAUGUGUCAAAAGCACAUACAAGCACUGUUCACUGUGCGAUUGUUGUCAUCUGCCACAAAGAUGUCCCAAAAUUCAGGGAGGUAAUUCUGAAAAUUCUCAAAUGUUCCUAGAGAAGGAAAUAUGCGAACUAAAGAAAGCAAAAAGAAAGUGAUAAUGAAUUGCUAAUCAUCGAUUGUUUUUUUUUUUGUCAAACCUUAAUUGAUGUUGGCAGUGUGUGUAAUGUAAUGAAUAAAGAAAAACAUUUUUUUUUUUUGCAGUGCUUAGUACGCAAUAUGCAAUCAUUGAUCUGAAUUUCUUUUUGCUUCAUAACCUCAACAUUGUUAUAUGAUUUAUGAAAUUGAAUGAUAAGA
This is a messenger RNA of Loa loa (African eye worm), 1538 nucleotides long. RefSeq lists its product as hypothetical. NCBI's taxonomy places the organism in Eukaryota, Metazoa, Nematoda, Chromadorea, Rhabditida, Onchocercidae. Bases 8 to 1339 code for a protein of 443 amino acids. Gene Ontology annotation, cellular component: cytoplasm; nucleolus. The record is from RefSeq and is a predicted model, not a curated record. Gene Ontology annotation, biological process: rRNA methylation. The transcript is spliced from 9 exons. Gene Ontology annotation, molecular function: rRNA (adenine-N6-)-methyltransferase activity; nucleic acid binding.